Callithrix jacchus (white-tufted-ear marmoset) is the source of this 2301-nucleotide messenger RNA. RefSeq names its product ribonuclease MRP subunit p24 (gene RMP24). NCBI's taxonomy places the organism in Eukaryota, Metazoa, Chordata, Mammalia, Primates, Cebidae. The record is from RefSeq and is a predicted model, not a curated record.
CGCCCCUCCGCUCCCGGCGAAUCUGGAGGGCGACGCUGUGGCGGAGCAACCACCACAGGGCUGUCAGAGAGAAGACGAGCCGGGAGGAAGAUGGAGAGGCGGGUGGCAGCCUCACCUCCGGACUCAGCCGCCACACCAGGGUCGAGCCGCUCCGCACAACCUCAAGUCUGAUUCGUAACUCCUCUGAGUACCUGAGGGUACUGGGCAGGCCAAGGGGUGGAACUGAUGGGGCGGGGACGUGGCGGACGGGUGGGGCUGCUUCCGGGUUGAGCACGCCUCCACGCCAGACUGGACUGGAAGGAAAACGGAACCUCUCUGCCUAGCGUGCCUCUUUCCGGAAGCUACUUGAGUCUGGACGCCAAUGUCGGCGACGCUGGGAAGCAGACUUCCGGCGCUCUAUUUUCUCACCGGGUACGUGUGGCGAGGAAGCGGCGGCGGCGAUGAGACAGAAACACUACCUUGAGGCUGCGGCGCGGGGACUGCACGACAGCUGCCCGGGUCAAGCCCGCUAUCUCCUCUGGGCCUACACUUCGUCGCACGAUGAUAAGAGCACUUUUGAAGAAACGUGUCCAUACUGUUUCCAGUUGUUGCUUCUGGAUAACUCUCGAGUGCGUCUCAAACCCAAAGCCAAGAUGACACCCAAAAUACAGAAACUUCUUAAUCGAGAAGCGAGAAACUAUACACUCAGUUUUAAAGAAGCAAAAAUUGUCAAAAAGUUCAAAGACUCCAAAAGUGUAUUGUUGAUCACUUGUAAAACAUGCAACAGGACAGUGAAGCACCAUGGUAAAAGCAGAAGCUUUCUAGCAACAUUGAAGAGCAGUCCUACCACUCCUACAAGUAAACUCACCCUGAAAACACCAGAGAGAAGGACUGUAGACCCAAAUCGUGAUAAGUCUGGUUCCAAAGGCAAGAGUCCAGCAUUGAUUUUCAGAACACCUACAUCUGGACAGUCAGUAUCUACUUCCUCCUCAAAAAGUAUGAGUAAAACAAAGAAACAUUUCUCACAACUAAAAAUGUUACUUAGUCAGAAUGAAUCCCAAAAGAAUCCAAAGGUGGACUUCAGAAAUUUCUUAUCUUCUCUGAAGGGUGGACCUUGAAAAUAAGAAAUGCCUGAUGGCAAUUCUGAAACUAUAGUAAAACAACUUUUUAAACUUUUAUUUUUUGAAUACAUGGAAACUAGACCUGAAUGCAAACUUUUCUUGGCAUCCUUUGGGAAAAUACCUCAUUAGUAUGAAUACCUGAAACCUACCUACCGCAUAGGAUGGUUGUAAAGAUCAAAAAAUAUAUCAAAGUUCUUUGUAGAUGUGUAUGUAUAGAUAUAUAUAUAUGUGUAUGUAUGUAAAGCUAUAUAUGUACAUUGAGUAGUGGCAUUACUAUUUUUUCUUCCUUUAGUUAGCAGUUUUUAUAUAUGUUAUUUUCUUUCAAAAGGGAAUUGAGAUCUUUAUGAGAGGGUCUGUUCACUCAUGAGGUUUCUGCCAUGUGUCUAUAGCAUUGAUAAUUCAGGGAAAGGAUUAAGUGGGUCCUUAUUUUCUCACAAUUAUCUGCAUAACUGUCUUAGUAAAACCUGAACCUUAUUCCCAUUUUGAAUGCAAAAGUAAAUAUCUGGAACAUUCCUGAUUAUAGAUCACUCAAUGGGAGACUAAAAUUUUCUUUCUGUUUAGAAAAGGGAACAUACUGUUGGUGAUACUAUAAAUUAGUACAGCAACUUUGGAAAAAAUAGUAUGGAGGUUCCUCAAAAAACUAAAGGUAGAAUUACCAUAUGAUCCCACAUCUGGGUAUAUAUCUAAAGGAAUUGAAAUCAGUAUGUCAAAAAGAUGUUUGCCCUACAGUGUUUCAUUGUAGUGUUAUUCACAAUGACCAAGAUAUGGAAACAACAGAAAUGAUUGUCAAAGGAUGGAUUUUUAAAAAAUCUGGUGUGUAUACACGAUGGAAUACUAUUCAGCCUUUAAAAAGCAAGAAAUUCUAAGAAAACAUAUAUGAGGCCAACAAACAUGAAAAAACACUCAUCACUGGUCAUUAGAGAAAUGCAAAUCAAAACCACAUUGAGAUACCAUCUCAUGCCAGUUAGAAUGGCGAUCAUUAAAAAAUCUGGAGACAACAGAGGCUGGAGAGGAUGUGGAGAAAGAGGAACACUUUUACAUUGUUGAUGGGACUGUAAAUUCGUGCAACCAUUGUGGAAGAUGAUGUGGCAAUUCCUCAAGGACCUAGAAACAGAAAUACCAUUUGACCCAGCAAUCCCAUUACUGGGUAUAUACCCAAAGAAUUAUAAAUUGUUCUGUUAUAAAGAUACAUGCCCACGUA